Molecule: messenger RNA, 2133 nt
Organism: Cylicocyclus nassatus
Lineage: Eukaryota; Metazoa; Nematoda; Chromadorea; Rhabditida; Strongylidae
Source: the annotation of a GenBank genome assembly
UUCUAGGAAUCAGAUUCCACUUGACGGAGGCUAUGAUUCGUGUUCAGCAGCAAACACUGUUCACUUUGGGCAUUCGAAGUAUGUCACUAUCGCAUACAGCUUCCAAGGAAGUGGAUCUGAAUGAUCCAAAACAACUAGCUCUGCACAAGCUGUACCGUCCAGAAAGAGUAACACCACGCGAAAAGGGUUACGAUCUUUUGAAGAACCCACGGCUGAAUAAGGGUAUGGCCUUCUCACUCUACGAACGUCACUAUCUGGGAAUUCACGGCCUGCUACCACCUGCUUUUAUGACCGAAGAACAGCAAGCGUAUAGAGUUAUGAAGAAAUUACGAGAGCAACCAGAUGACCUGGCAAGAUAUGUGCAACUCGAUGAACUACAAGAUCGAACCGAGAAGCUUUUCUAUCGCGUACUUUGCGAUAAUAUCAAGGAGCUGAUGCCUAUAGUCUACACUCCUACAGUGGGCUUGGCGUGUCAAAAGUUUGGCGCAAUUUAUCGCCAUCCGAAAGGCCUCUACAUAACAAUCAACGACAAUAGUAUAAGCAAAAUUCAUCAAAUUCUUUGUAACUGGCCAUGCUCAUCUGUUCAGGCUAUAGUCGUGACUGAUGGAGAGAGAAUUCUUGGUCUUGGAGAUCUCGGAGCCUAUGGAAUGGGUAUUCCAGUUGGAAAACUUGCUCUAUACGUAGCACUAGGAGGGAUCCAGCCUCAGUGGUGUCUUCCUGUAGUUAUAGACGUUGGCACCAACAAUCAGAAACUUCUCGACGAUCCGUUCUACAUCGGUCUCAGGAGGCGACGAGUUCGCGGUCCAGAAUAUGAGUUGCUCCUGGACAAUUUUAUGAAAGCGGCAACCAAACGAUUCGGACGUGAUACACUUAUACAGUUUGAAGAUUUUGCGUUCGAAAAUGCAUACACCCUCCUGGAUCGAUAUAAGAACGAGUACUGCGUUUUCAACGAUGACAUUCAGGGUACCGCUGCCGUAGUUGUGGCCGGACUACUAGCCGCUACUCGAGUUACCAACAAAAAGCUGUCGGAAAAGAAAAUAGUGUUCUUUGGGGCUGGAGCUGCUGGACUGGGAAUAGCAGAACUCUGCGUUGACCAAAUGGUCGAUGAAGGAAUAUCCGAGCAAGAGGCUUGGGACAAAAUCUAUAUGAUGGAUGUUGGCGGUCUUGUCACUAAAAGUCGUAUACGUUCACUGACGGAACGUCAUAAAAAAUGCGCGAAGGAUAUGCCUGAAACAAAAAGUCUUUUGGAAGUCAUCCAGAAGGUUAAGCCAGAGGCGCUCAUAGGAGUGUCCACCGUGGGCGGAGCAUUCACAGAAGAAAUAAUUCGAGAAAUGGCCAAAAUUAAUGAGCGUCCUAUAAUCUUCGCCCUCUCAAAUCCAACAACCAAAGCCGAAUGCACUGCCGAAGACGCUUAUCGUCAUACAGAUGGAUCUGUUUUGUAUGCAUCAGGAUCUCCAUUCGACAACGUUGUAUUGAAUGGCAGAACUUACAAGCCUGGCCAAGGAAACAAUUCCUACAUCUUUCCCGGAGUAGCACUGGCUGCGAUUGUCUUCAAAGCAAAACACAUACCUAACAAGGCAUUCUUGAUUGCGGCAAGGCGCUGCGCCCAAUCGGUUACCGUGAAAUCUCUGGAGAAGUAUGCAAGACUCUACCCUCGUUUGAAGGACAUAAGAGAACUGUCUGUCCAUAUAGCUAUAGAUGUAGGCAAUUUCCUCUACGAGAACGAUCUGGCCACACUUCAUCCAGAACCAGAGGAUAAGGAGAUGUAUAUUCGCUCACAGAUCUACUCUGUGGAAUAUGAUGAGCUAAUAAACAAAACUUACGAUUGGCCAGCGAAAGAUUCCAAGCACGGAUUUCCGGUUCCGGUCCUGGCACGUUCUUCUAUGGACGAUGAAUAGAGCUGAAAUCAAACAGGCGUAUGGUUUCGCUGAUUUCAAGUAGAAGAUAAAUCCCGCACAAAGUGCAUAGGUAACUAGGAGCUUACGUGUCUAUGUGUAUCUCAAACGCUACUUUGAUGAUUAAGAGAGCUUAAAAAAUCUGAGAAGACCUCCAGCUGUUUUAAUUGCUCGAUCUCUCAUGACUUGCAUGUCUCUUUCUUUAUUUCUCUUAGUAAAAACAAUUCUCCACCUCGUG